This is a messenger RNA of Phaedon cochleariae (mustard beetle), 1082 nucleotides long. Lineage: Eukaryota; Metazoa; Arthropoda; Insecta; Coleoptera; Chrysomelidae. The record is from the annotation of a GenBank genome assembly.
GGUGACAGGGACCGCUGACGGCGCUGACGUCACUUCUCAUUUAUAUGAAAAGAAAAUGAAUUUUGUAUUUUGUAUCUUUUACAUUUUUUAUUAGAUUUCUGAACCGAACGAUAUUGUAUUAAAAUGCCCAAGAAAAAGACAGGGCAGCGAAAAAAAGCAGAGAAGCAAAAGCUCAGGCAAAAGGAAAUUCGAACAGCCAAAGAGAAUAUUCAACUUGCAGAACAUCCAUGUAAUAUUGCAAUGGAAUGUGAAAAAUGCAAUCGCAAACAGAGAAGUAGAGCUUUCUGCUAUUUUUGUCAGAGUAUUCAAAGAUUGCCAGUAUGUGCUCAAUGUGGAAAAAUGAAGUGCAUGCUCAAAACAGGAGAUUGUGUAAUCAGACAUCCAGGAGUGUACACUACAGGAAUGGGCAUGGUGGGUGCCAUAUGUGACUUUUGUGAAGCAUGGAUUUGUCAUGGGAGAAAAUGUCUUCAAUCUCAUGCUUGUAGUUGCCCAUUACAAGAAGCUGUUUGUAUUGAAUGUGAACGAGGAGUUUGGGAUCAUGGAGGACGUCUCUUUAGGUGUUCUUUCUGCACAAAUUUCUUGUGUGAAGAUGACCAGUUUGAGCAUCAAGCAUCCUGUCAAGUUUUAGAUUCAGAGAAUUAUAAGUGCCAAUCCUGUAAUAAACUUGGGCAAUAUUCUUGUUUGAGAUGCAAAACUUGCUAUUGUGAAGAUCAUGUCAGAAGAAAAGGUUUCAAAUAUGAUAAGAACAAGGCUAUUCCUUGUCCUAAAUGCAAUUUUGAAACAUCUCAGACAAAGGACCUUAGCAUGUCAACUCGUAGUCACAAAUUUGGACGUCAAGGACAGUCUGGGUAUGAUGAAGAAUAUGGAAAUGAAGCUUCAGGAAGUUACAGUUAUGGAACUGGUGAUUUUUAUGAAGAUGAAGAUGAUGAUGACUAUGAAGAUUCUGAUGAUGAAGAAGAGGAAGAAAGUAGUGAAGAAAGUUCAGAUGAAAACACCAAUGAGAACAAGGAAAAAUAGAAACUGAAUAUAAUGUGCCUAUGAAAUUGAAUUUUUUUAAUAUAUUAAUUCUUUACAUUAUUCCC